Messenger RNA from Plodia interpunctella (Indianmeal moth), 2424 nucleotides. Its product is annotated as serine protease snake-like. Lineage: Eukaryota; Metazoa; Arthropoda; Insecta; Lepidoptera; Pyralidae. Gene Ontology annotation, molecular function: serine-type endopeptidase activity. The record is from RefSeq and is a predicted model, not a curated record. Bases 150 to 1772 code for a protein of 540 amino acids. The transcript has 6 exons. Gene Ontology annotation, biological process: proteolysis.
CUAGUUACAUAAAAUAAUGUUGAUUAACGUGAUUGGAAAUCUAAACGCUAAUAAUAGUGACAUUAAAACACGUCAGUGUAUCGAGGCAAAAUAAAAACGAUUUUACAAUUUCCUUUUCAACAACAACGCGGAUCGACACAACGAUAGAAAUGAAGUAUAAUUUAGGCGUAUUUUCAUUCCUAAUAACGUACAAAUUUGUCAAAUGUGAACUUGACCCUUUCAUCACUGGAGGAUCAUUCGCACUAUAUGAUCAGUAUCCACAUUCGAUAUUACUAAUUGUAAACUGUUAUGACAGCUAUGUUUGUGGGGGGUCCGUCCUCAACCAGAAAUUGGUUCUUACUGCUGCCCAUUGCGUGGAGGAUUGUUCAGUUAAGGAUGACGUGUUAGUACUUUACGGACAUAAUAACAUUAGUAGAAUGAAAAACACCCCCAUGGAUCGGUUUGUGUUACAUGAAGAGUACGAUGAGAGAAGCUUGCAUAAUGACAUAGCAAUAAUAUUGACAAAGGGUCUGAUUCCAUUGAAUAAAAUUAUAAAGAGAGUGGUUCUAAUGAAAUCACCACCUGAUGUAAAAACAGCGUAUGUAUCUGGAUGGGGAACAGAUGAAAAUCUGAAUCUGCCGCCAGCGUUGAAGCAUACUUCAGCUUAUAUUCAGAAAUAUGAAGUGUGUGAACUGAUGGGCCAUAUUCCACCUGGGGUGUUCUGCGCUGGACCAAUGACUGGUCUGGGAGCAGCUAACAUGGGGGAUUCCGGCAGUGCCCUAAUAAUCAAAGAGUAUAUACAAAUCGGCAUUGUAUCAUACAAAACAAUGGAACUAGCUCUAGUGGCUUACACGAAUGUGUCUUACUUUUUGGACUGGAUAUAUGAGAACACGUGGGAACUGACUUGUCCGAAAAAAAAUAAAUUGACGGUAAUCAAACUCAAACUCAUUUCGAAAGCUAUUUAUUUAACAGCCACGUGUAACAAAUGUGAGUCGACGAUGAGGUUUGGUUUAGGCAUAUUUUCAAUUUUUGCUGCUUAUAAAUUCAUCAAAUGUUUGGAUCCAUUUAUUACCGGUGGAUCCUAUGUAGAAUAUAGCAAAUAUCCACAUUCAGCGUUUAUAUUGAAUUUUUGUGCAGAUAGAUUCUCUUGUGGAGGAUCAAUUAUAAACCAGCAAAUAAUACUCACAGCGGCCCAUUGUUUAGAAGAUUGUAUCGGAACAGAAAAUCCUAAAUUAUUCGUAAAGUAUGGACACAAGAAAAUAAAAAAACAGAGUCAAACAGUGACCAAACAUUUCAAAAUUCAUGAAUAUUAUGAUGAUAUUACACUUACAAAUGACAUAGGAUUAAUAAUGACACGCGACUUGAUACCACUGAAUGAUAUAGUGAAAAGAGUGAUCCUGAUGAGAUACCCUCCUGAUGAGAAACAAGCGUAUGUGGCUGGGUGGGGAGUGGACGAGAACAUGGAGCCGCAGUGGUCUCUGAAGCACACGGCGGCGAUGCUCCACAGUCAUGACGUAUGUUUGCGCAUGGGAUACCUGCCUCGAGGGGUCUUCUGUGCUGGACCUCUCCACGGAGUAGGUGCUGCGGAUCGGGGCGACUCAGGCAGCGCCCUGAUUAUCAACGACUUCAUUCAAAUCGGCAUAGUCUCUUUCAAAGGCCCCGACUUCUCUCUGGUAGCAUACUCGAACGUGUCGUUCUACUUGGAUUGGAUACAGGAGAGGUCCGGAGACAUGUUCUGUUCAAAUAAAACUGAAGAAAAUUUACCUGAGAAGAAGGAUCUAAUAAAAAAAUGAGGAAUUUAAAAAUAAUUAUAGAAUUUGAUAGGAAAUCGUCAAAUUUCGGCUCAAUAGGAACUACUUAGUUUUAUAACAUUAUAUUUCUUUAGCAUAUGUGGUCCCAAAACCAGUAACAGACCAGGACUAGGGAUGGAUAGCGAAGUUGAAGGGAGGUUUGCUCUGGCAAAAGUCUCACUUCUACUUUGUCAUCUAUCCCUGUCUGUUGCGUAGGUCUUCUACAAUUCUUAUCUGUUUCAUCCAGAUCAUCCGACCAUCUAGUUCUGGGGCAGCCUUUUUUCGUCGUCAGCCUAAUCUGUAAACCUUUUCCCGCUCCGGUGAGAUAUUUGGUAAAGAUAGAUUUAAAGAUACAUUUCACAAGGAAACUUGAACCAAACAGCUUUCUAUACCCGAUAGUUUCAGCAGUCUGACAAACAAACUUCUUUUUAAAAUGUCGAUUUAGCAAAAUUUGUGAGGACCAAUACAGAUAAGCUAUCGGUCAGGCAUGGAAGAAUAUGUAUACUCCUCUAAAAUAUCUGAUAACAUUUGUAUCAUCUGAGCUCUAUGUUUCUAACUUUUAGUACUAUUAACUUAUAUGAUCGAAUAGAAACUGUGUGAGGAGUCAAUGAAUUAUUCAAAUAAGCAAUUAAGAAAUAUAAUUUAGUUUACACUU